UUCCUGGAGCAGCUGGGGGGUGAGGUGGGCACCCAACGCAAGAAGAUGCGCCUGGCCAACGAGGAGGAGAUCGACCGCGCCGUCUACGCCUGGUUCCUUGCCCUCCGCCAGCAUGGCGUGCCCCUCUCCGGGCCCCUCAUCCAGGCCCAGGCUGAGGCCUUCGCCCGGCAGAUCUACGGUCCCGAGUGUACCUUCAAGGCCAGCCACGGCUGGUUCUGGCGCUGGCAGAAGCGUCACGGCAUCUCCAGCCAGCGCAUCUAUGGCGAGGGCGGCCUCCCUGCUGAGCCCGAGCGGGCUCCUGCCGCCUGCCCAGAGACUUUGCCGAUGCCAGCUGCUGAUGCCGGGGGCUACAGCGACGAGCAGAUCUACAACGCCAAUGUCACCGGCCUCUACUGGAAGCUGCUGCCGGGGCAGGCCGGUGGGGUGACGGCAACAGCGCGGCGGCGGCCAGCUCCCCGCGAGCGGGUCACCGUGCUGCUGGCCGCCAAUUUGACCGGCUCCCACAAGCUCAAGCCGCUGGUGGUCGGGGGCCUUCGCGAUCCCCCCAGCCUCCGCCAUCACAACCAAGACAAAUUCCCUGCUUGCUACCGCUACAGCCCCGAAGCCAGGCUGCGGCCGGCCCUUCUCCGGGCUUGGUUCUUUGAGGACUUUGUGCCGGGCGUCAAACGCUAUCUGCGCCGGAGCUGCCUGCAGCAGAAGGCCGUGUUGCUGCUCAGCACCCCACCACCCACCUCCGGGACAGGCCCUGAGGAAUCCCCCCCGCUGCAGACGCCUGACGGCUCCAUCCGCGCCCUCUUCCUCUCCAAGGGCCCUGCCGGGAGAGGCCGAAUCCCAGCUCCGCUGGAGCAGGGGGUGGUGUCCGCCUUCAAGCAGCUCUACAAGCGGGAAUUGUUGCGCCUGGCCGUCUCGUGCGCAGCUGGCGGCGGCGGCUCCGGUGGCCCCAUGGACUUUGUGCGGUCCUUCCUCCUCAAGGACAUGUUGUACCUGGCCGGCCUCUCCUGGGACCUCAUCCCCCCUGGCUCCAUCGAGAAGUGUUGGCUCCUGGGGCUGCGCGCUGCCUUCGAGCCCCAGCCCGGGGAGGAAGAGCACGGAGACCCUCCGCACGGGGAGGAAGGUGGUGGGGACAGCAAAGUCUUUAGCGACCUGACCCACCUGGCCGCGUUGGCCUACAAGCGCUUGGCUCCUGAGGAGGUGGCUGACUGGUUGCACUUGGACGACGUGGCCCCGGGUACAGAGGAGGACGAUGGGGAGGAGGACGCUGAGGAGGAAGGCCCCGGGGGCUGAGCCCGGGGAGGAAGAGCACGGAGACCCUCCGCACGGGGAGGAAGGUGGUGGGGACAGCAAAGUCUUUAGCGACCUGACCCACCUGGCCGCGUUGGCCUACAAGCGCUUGGCUCCUGAGGAGGUGGCCGACUGGUUGCACUUGGACGACGCGGCCCCGGGUACAGAGGAGGACGAUGGGGAGGAGGACGCUG
This is a messenger RNA of Aptenodytes forsteri (emperor penguin), 1475 nucleotides long. RefSeq names its product tigger transposable element derived 5 (gene TIGD5). Gene Ontology annotation, cellular component: nucleus. The annotation marks the transcript as partial. The transcript has 2 exons. The record is from RefSeq and is a predicted model, not a curated record. Gene Ontology annotation, molecular function: DNA binding. Lineage: Eukaryota; Metazoa; Chordata; Aves; Sphenisciformes; Spheniscidae.